Molecule: messenger RNA, 2613 nt
Organism: Ylistrum balloti
Lineage: Eukaryota; Metazoa; Mollusca; Bivalvia; Pectinida; Pectinidae
Product: DNA replication licensing factor mcm5-like
Exons: 14
Coding region: 1-2199 (732 amino acids)
Biological process (GO): DNA replication initiation; double-strand break repair via break-induced replication; DNA replication
Cellular component (GO): MCM complex; nucleus
Molecular function (GO): ATP binding; single-stranded DNA helicase activity; single-stranded DNA binding
Source: RefSeq, a predicted model, not a curated record
AUGGCUGGAUUUGAUGAUGCAGGUGUAUUUUUCAGUGAUAACUUUGGAUCUGAAGAUCAAACAGACGAAAACCAGAUCAACAGACAACAAAUUAAGAAGAGAUUCAAAGAUUUUAUUCGGCAAUUUCACGAAGGAAACUUUUCAUACCGAUAUCGAGACCAGUUGAAAAGAAAUUACAACCUUGGGCAGUACUGGCUGGAAAUUGACUUGCAAGAUGUGACCAGCUUUGAUGAAGCUUUAGCUGAAAAACUAGGCAAACUUCCUGCGGAACAUUUGCCAUUGUUUGAAGAUGCAGCAAAGGAAGUGGCUGAUGAAGUUACUAGACCCCGUCCAGAUGGGGAUGAAGAUGUGGAAGAUAUACAGGUCAUGCUGAACUCCUCUGCAAACCCUAGCAGUAUUCGUGAGCUCAAGUCUGAACAAAUGGCCAGAUUGGUGAAGAUUCCUGGCAUAGUGAUCGCUGCUUCGGGUAUCAAAGCAAAGGCUACCAAGCUAACACUUCAAUGUCGGGGUUGUCAGAACAUUCUCAACAACAUUGCUGUCAACCCAGGAAUGGAAGGCUAUGCCCUACCCCGAAAAUGCAAUACAGAACAAGCUGGCCGUCCUAAAUGUCCUAUAGACCCUUUCUUCAUUGUACCAGACAAGUGCAAGUGUGUGGAUUUCCAAAACCUGAAACUGCAGGAGGCUCCUGAGGCUGUACCCAAUGGUGAACUUCCCCGUCAUAUGCAACUGUAUUGUGAUAGAUACUUGUGUGACAGAGUUGUACCAGGGAAUAGAGUGACCGUGGUUGGUGUGUUCUCCAUCAAGAAAACCUACCAAAGUUCAAAGAAGAACACCCGGGACAAGGUGAAUGUUGGUAUCCGCAGUCCAUAUUUCCGUGUGGUGGGAAUACAGGUGGAUACUGACGGGUCGGGUAGGAGCACCAAUACCCCUAUAACCCCAGCUGAGGAGGAAGAGUUCCGACGACUAGCCAGUAGCCCUAACAUAUAUGAAACUAUUGCCAAAAGCAUUGCACCCUCUAUUUAUGGAUGUAUUGACAUGAAGAAGGCCAUAGCUUCUCUGUUGUUUGGUGGGUCAAGGAAAAGAUUACCUGAUGGUCUAACAAGAAGAGGGGAUGUUAACAUCUUGAUGUUGGGAGAUCCUGGUACAGCCAAGUCUCAGCUAUUGAAGUUUGUAGAGAGGGUAUCACCUAUUGCUGUGUAUACCUCUGGUAAGGGUAGUAGUGCUGCAGGACUGACUGCAUCUGUCAUCCGAGACCCAUCUACUCGCAGCUUUGUGAUGGAAGGCGGCGCUAUGGUACUGGCAGAUGGUGGAGUUGUGUGUAUUGACGAGUUUGAUAAGAUGAGGGAAGAUGAUAGAGUUGCUAUACAUGAAGCUAUGGAACAACAGACUAUAUCAAUAGCCAAGGCUGGAAUAACAACCACGCUGAACUCGAGAUGUUCCGUCUUAGCUGCUGCUAACAGUGUAUACGGAAGAUGGGAUGAAACCAAGGGAGAAGAGAACAUUGACUUUAUGCCCACAAUUUUGUCCAGAUUUGAUAUGAUUUUUAUCGUAAAGGAUGAACACAAUGAAGAAAGAGACACUAUACUGGCCAAGCAUGUGAUGAAUGUACAUCUGAAUUCACUUCAAAUGACGGAGGAGCAUGCAGAUGGAGAAAUCGACCUACUGACACUGAAGAAAUACAUCUCCUACUGUAGAACGAGAUGUGGCCCAAGAUUAGCUGUGGACGCUGCAGAAAAGUUGAAAAACCGUUACGUGUUGAUGAGAAACAGUGCCAGCGAGUAUGAGCGAGAAACGGGGAAACGCAUCAGUAUACCAAUUACUGUUAGGCAAUUGGAAGCUAUCAUCAGAAUAUCAGAGUCCUUGGCCAAGAUGAGAAUGCAGCCGUUUGCCACAGAGGGAGAUGUCGAUGAGGCCCUUCGACUGUUCCAAGUGUCAACACUUGAUGCUGCCAUGUCUGGAAAUCUGUCAGGUGUAGAAGGGUUCACUACAGAGGAAGACCAAGAACUAUUAAGCAGGAUUGAAAAGCAGAUCAAACGACGAUUCAUCAUUGGAUCACAAGUAUCAGAACAUGCGAUCAUUCAAGACUUCACAAGACAGAAAUACCCUGAACGCUCCAUAUACAAGGUGCUGCACUUUAUGAUGAGACGUGGGGAGGUACAACAUAGAAUGCAGAGGAAGAUGCUGUACAGAGUGAAGUAGAUUACAAACAGGAUUUUCAAAUCAGUUGGAAUUCACAGAACAUUAAAAACUAUUUGUUUUCAGACUCUCUUAAAUAGCAGAAUGACCGAGUGUGCUCUAAAAAGCUGGACAUUGUUGUUCAAUCCGAAGAAAAAUAAUCACAUUUUGCAGAUGUUUGAUUGUUUUUUCAUACUAAAAGAUGUGAUUACACCUCUAUCUAGCCCAGCAGUCAUAAUUUUCAGAAUGUAUUUGACUGUACAGUCUUUUCUUGCGGGAUUUGGUAGUCUGUCAUUGCAUUUAUUGGUGAAUGAAUUGUAAAGUGAUAUUGUAAUAUUAUAAGUAGUUUCCUAGCUACAUAUCUAGGUCUUACAUAAUUUAUGUUCAUAUAUGAUGGGGUUUUUUUUCAUGUCACAAGUUCUGUAAUACCUGCCAUAA